AUGACCACUAAAAGCACGAACGCGGAUCACUGUUCUCUCCAGGAUGCGAAGACCCAGGCUCAGAUCCACGCUACCAAUUCAGAAGAAACACACGAUGAAGCACCUCUUACCACCACGACCCCAAGUAUGGAUGAUGUGAGCGCAACCAUACCCUCGCCACCAUCCACGCCGUCGAAAUUUGGAGGCUUCGAGGCGAAAACGAGUUUGGGUCGAAGUAGAGUCGAAAGCGUAUCGCUCGCUGCACCACCGAACACACCCGCUGUUGAGCCCGUUGGAGCUCUGGGCGAAGACAAAGGAUUUGGAGAAAAGCUGAGAAAUAUCAGUUUGGAUGAUGUCAGGAAGAAGAAGAACAGAUUGAGUGUGGUCGCAGCUGUACAGGACAAAGAGGGAAAGGAGAGCGACAGUGAGAGAAAGAAGGAGGAGAUGGGAACAGUGUCUGAUAAUGAUGGCGACGACGAGAACGAAGAUUCUGGAGAGGAUGAUUUGCAGGAUGAUUGGUUGAAGGUGCAUCGAUCUGCCACAGGUGAAGUGUCCGAAGAGUCACCACGUGCUCAGGAGAAGCAGAAAGCGUUGUGGCUCGCCUCUUUGGUCAGAAGAUUGGGUCUGAAUGAAGGUUUCCACUCCGAUGACGACGGUUUUAUGGACGACAUUAACUUAGCUAGAAAUAUCGCGGAUCGAGAAACCAGUAGGCAAGCUGAAUCACAUCAGGCCAAAAAGUUAGCAGCCACUUAUCUCAAGCUCGAGCGGGAGAUUUGGGCUGCUCACAUCGAAUGUCAUCAGCAUCAUCUGGAGAGGUUGCACAUACAAGGGGAUACGCCGGGGUUGACUUUGGAUUAG
Molecule: messenger RNA, 837 nt
Organism: Lithohypha guttulata
Lineage: Eukaryota; Fungi; Ascomycota; Eurotiomycetes; Chaetothyriales; Trichomeriaceae
Exons: 2
Coding region: 1-837 (278 amino acids)
Source: RefSeq, a predicted model, not a curated record